CCCACCCCCUCCCCUCUGUGCCGUCCGUGCUUUUAUCAUCCGUCGCUCGCCCUCAAUCAAUUGCAACGACCGAAGCGAUCGCAUCCAAAAUGGAUGUUUACGGCACAGCGGUAACGGCCAUCACGCAGGCCUACCAGGUAACCGUUUUUAUCCAAGGCGUUAUCUCUGACAUCAAAUCCUUCGAUGAGGACCGGGCGGAAGUCCGCCUGAAGCUGAACGUGCAGCUCUCGACACUGCUCUUUUUCCGUCGCAUUUUUGUUCACCCUGAUCAUGGCCUGCUCCUGCCCGGAAAACUCGACCCUUUCAUUGCACAAACCAUCGAGGGCCUACUCGUUCAAAUGCGCAAGACAUUGACCGAGUAUGAGCUUGUGGCUGUCAAGUAUGGCCUUGUGAUAGGCGAUGAAGAGGACGGAGGCUUGGAGAGACCCGAGCAAGUCAAAGAAUCACUCCUGCAACGCAUCAAGACCAAAGCCACGUCCCUGAAGCUGAAGGGCUAUGAUUGGUCGUUGUUCGACAAGAAACGGGUGCACAAGAUACUUGAAGCCUAUACCAGCUGGUCGGCCGAUUUGCGCAAUUUGAUGCAGCAUCUAUCCCAGGAUACACUGUCCCGGGUAGUGGAUGAGAACGAUCAGGGCCUCAAGGCGACCGUGCUGGAGCCUGUGAUCAAGCGGCGAAAACUGAUCGAAGCGCAUGCUCCGGCUGACUUUCAGAGCUUGAAAGGCCAAGUCAGUGAGGAAGGUAACGUGUCGGGCGGCUAUCAAUUGGGAAGCUGGAAACCAUCCGGCUCGACAUCCGGCACGCCGGUGGUGAUAGAAUUUCAUGAGUAUGAAGGCAUGUUGAAAGGCGGUGAUCUCGAACCAGAUGAGAUUGAAGAGUUGAAAGAGCCCAUUCGCAAUCUAGCUUGGCUUUUGAAAAACAGCACCUUCAGUAGUCACAAGUCCUCCGAGACUGAACCAGGGUUAGAGCCACCUCAGAUUUAUGCGAUGGAGUGUUUAGGGUUCAUCGACCAGCCGGAAGAGGAGCGCAACGUCUUCCUCUAUAAACUUCCAACUUCAGAUGAGGUGGAUCAGCCACAAGACACAGCAGCGACAUCAAAACUCACCACCCUCCAUAGCUUCAUCAACGCUGUAGAUCGGGAGAACAAACGACCACUCAAACGGCCAUCCUUGAAUGAUAGGUUCAGCAUGGCGCAUUGCCUCGCAGUGACCCUACUAAAUGUCCACGCCUCGAAGUGGGUUCACAAGAAUGUCUGGAGCAAAGGAAUCCUCUUGUUUUUGCAGACUCCAGCAGGCGUCCGCACCUCGGGCCUUCAGGCGCACCGAUUGUCAAGCACCCCAAAGUCCCAAGAUCGAAUACUCGCCUAUCUGAGUGACUGGGGCUACGCACGGUCUGAGCAACAGGGCACGGACAUGCGUGGAGACUUCGAACCCGAAGCGAACCUCUACCGUCAUCCUGAUCGACAGGGAAAACCCACCCGACAGUUUCAACGGCGCCAUGACAUCUACGCCUUGGGUGUGGUGCUGUUGGAGAUUGGCCUUUGGGUGACGUUGUCUCGACUGAUGGAGUCUAAAAUCCGCGACGCCGAAAAGAACGGACGACUACCAAGGCCUAAAAAGGUCGCCUCGGAUUUGACUGCGCUAGCCCAGCAGAAUCUGCCAAAGGAGAUGGGCGACGGUUAUGCCCAGGCCACGAUAAAUUGUCUGACAGGGAAUUUUCGCGACGGGGAUGCAGAACUUGCCUUGGAAUUUCAAGAGAAGGUGGUGAAUGUGCUGGCUCAGGGAAUAAAGCUGUAAGAAGUUCGUUGCACAAGAAUGUAUUGGAUUGAACUCGCUUGAAAUUCCGUUCUGCUAUCGAUCUCUCUUUUCUAGUUUAGCCUUGACCUUCUGUUCGUAAUGAUCCUUCCAUCGUGCGAGAACGGCUGCCCGCUGACCAUCAGAGGCCAGCUGGAGCUCUGCGAU
This is a messenger RNA of Aspergillus uvarum CBS 121591, 1958 nucleotides long. RefSeq lists its product as uncharacterized. The transcript has a single exon. The coding region runs from base 90 to 1793 and encodes 567 amino acids. Lineage: Eukaryota; Fungi; Ascomycota; Eurotiomycetes; Eurotiales; Aspergillaceae. The record is from RefSeq and is a predicted model, not a curated record.